Schistocerca cancellata (South American locust) is the source of this 4190-nucleotide messenger RNA. Its product is annotated as SH2 domain-containing protein 3C. NCBI's taxonomy places the organism in Eukaryota, Metazoa, Arthropoda, Insecta, Orthoptera, Acrididae. Gene Ontology annotation, molecular function: guanyl-nucleotide exchange factor activity; phosphotyrosine residue binding. The transcript has 14 exons. Gene Ontology annotation, biological process: small GTPase-mediated signal transduction; positive regulation of peptidyl-serine phosphorylation. The record is from RefSeq and is a predicted model, not a curated record. The coding region runs from base 156 to 2912 and encodes 918 amino acids.
CGCGCGGACCUCUGCAGUGCAGUUCUGUGCCGUGCCGUGCCGUGCCGUGCAGUGGUGUGUGUCGGCGUGCGGCGAUGUGGCGCCGCGCCGUGUCCUCGUAGUGUGCUCCUGCAACCCCGCCUGUGUCUGCUCCCCGCGACCCUCUCUCCGGCGCCAUGGGGAAGAGCGGCAGCAAGCUCCGCAAGAAGCGCAGCCAAAGUAUCGCGUGGAGCUUCCGGUUCCCGUCGCUGAGUUCGCUGUCGCGCCGCAAGAUGGCAGUGCCGCCGUCGCGGCCGCACAUGGACGUGCGCACGUGGAUCGAGGUGCUGGAGCUGACGCAGUACGCCGCGCUCUUCGAGAAGUUCGACGGCGUCGAGGACUUGCUGACGUUUUCCGAGGAGGACAUCAGGGACCUGGGCGUGAAGAACUCGGCGCACCGCGCCCGGAUCGUCUCAAGCCUGGUGGCGCUGCGGGCCAAGUACGAGAAGAGUGCGAGGCGGAAGGACAAGCCUCAGCGACACAGCGUCGCCGUGGAGCCGAGCCGUCUGGUGCAGCAGAACGGCACGUCCGACAUCCUGGUUGUCAGCGACGUCAUACAGAGCAAGAGCCUAUGUAACCUGGUGAUGGAGGGCGUGUCGAGCCCCGGGUCGUCGCCCGGCGCCGGCGCCGGCGCUGGCGAGGUGCCGGGCGAGCUGCGCAAGGCGCUGGAGUGGGAGCUGUCGCUGGACGCGCGCGACCUGCGCUCCCACGCCUGGUACCACGGCGCCAUCCCGCGCCAGCGCGCAGAGGACAUCGUGCAGCGCGACGGCGACUUCCUGGUGCGCGACUGCUCCUCCCAGCCCGGCAACUACGUGCUCUCCUGCCGCUGCAAGGGGCAGCCGCUGCACUUCGUCAUCAACAAGGUGGUGAUCCAGCCGGACACGGUGUACGAGCGCGUGCAGUACCAGUUCGAGGAGGACGCGUACGACACGGUGCCCGACCUCAUCACGUACUACGUGGGCAGCGGCAAGAGCGUCUCCACGGCGUCCGGGGCGCGCAUCUCGACGCCGCGCAACCGCCUCUACCCGCUCUCCUUCUACGCCUCCAAGUACGGCCUGCAGCAGCAGCAGCACGUGUCGCCGCUGUCGUCGCCCGGGGGAACCCCCGCGCUGCGCUACAACCCCUACAACUCGUACCGCGCCGCGCCCCAGCAGCGGCGCGGCGACACGCCGCCGCGGCUGCCCAGCAAGAAGCAGCGCAGCCAGUCGCUGACGCCGGCCGACUCGGCGGGGCAGCUGUGCCGGCAGGCGUCGCGCGGCCAGGGCGGCGGCUACCUGCACCACCAGCACCAGCAGCAGCACCAGCAGCAGCAGCAGCAGCAGAACCACCAGCAGCCGGCGGCAGGGGGCGAGCGCGCCAGCAGCGCAGACGGCGUCAUCCAGACGGGCACGCUGGGCAGGCACGACCCGCCGCCCGCCGCCAAGUUCUCCACACACUCGCUGCCGCGCUCCGCCGGGCUCGCCGGCAAGCACCAGGUGUCGCCGUCGUCGACGCCGGGGGCGGGCCACGGGCACGCCGUGGCCAAGAUGGUGCGCGUGACGAGCGACCCGGCGCUCAGCCCCUGCCUGGAGAGGCGGCGCUUCGGCUACGAGGGCGACGGCGCCGCGGAGGCGGCGGGGGCGGCCGACGCGGACCUGCCCGAGCAGCCGCCGCCCAAGCCCAGCCGGGUGCCGUCGCUGCCGCCCAAGGAGCACGCGACAGCGGCGGCCAAUCACGACGCCCACCACCCGCCCGUCUUCGACAACGGAUUGCCGGCGGCGGCGAGCCUGCAGCGCGUGUCGUCGUACCACGCGUCCGGCUCGGACUCGGGCAACGGGUCGGGCGACUCGGCGCAGAGCUCGGCGGCCGACGCCACCGACUGCUCGCAGGCGCAGCACCGCGGCGUCGUGAUCAAGAACCCGCGCUACCGCACCGAGUACGACUCGGCCGCCGAGGACUCGCUGCUGCUGUCCGUGCCCGAGCCGGAGCCGCCGUCCGCCUUCGACGUGGAGAGCGCCUCCACGCUGCUGCUGCCCGUCAUCGAGAACAAGCCGCUCGACCCGUCCGCGCUGCAGGCGGUGCGGCGGCAGCUGCAGGAGACGGGCCCGCGCGUGCUGGCGGCCCACUUGACGCGCGUCGACCUCUCGCUGCUGCUCGACGCCGCAGACCUGGGGCUCGGCAUCGCCUGCGGACUCGAGCUCGUCACGCUGCCGCACGGCCGGCAGCUGCGCCUCGACCUCAUCGAGAGGACUGAAUGUCUGAAAUUGUUGGUGGCAGUCACAAUCUUAACUUGCACCACAGAAGCAGAACGAGCAGAAUCACUAAAUAAAUGGAUUGAGGUAGCAGUUGAGACAAAAACAGCACUUGGUAAUCUCUAUGGAUUUUGUGCAGUGAUGAUGGGUCUCUGCAUGCCACAGAUUCAGAGGCUGUCCUCAACGUGGCAUGUUCUGCGACAGAAAUUUACUGAUAGUGCUUUCAACUUUGAAGCAAAGUUACGACCUACACUGAAAAGCAUGAAUGAGUGCACAAAUCCACAGGCACCAAACACAACAAUUCCACAUUUGUUACCAUUUCUUUUGCUGCAGGAUCGCACACUUGAAGAUAUUCUAGGCCCUGCACCAGGAAGCCUGAGCUGGGAGACAUCAACUGCUGAUCUCGGACUCGGCACACUUCUGGCACACAUGGAAGCUGCACGCAAAUUUGCAGAAUCUGUGCCUAUGUUUAGACGUAAUGCUGAGAUUGCACUUGGCAGUGCUGCAAAACAGGAUGAACUUCUGACUGACAUGUUUCGCACAGAAUUCCACCUUAAGUUCCUCUGGGGAAGCCGUGGUGCCUCUGUUGCUGCGGACGAGCGCCGUGCAAAGUUUGAACAGGUGCUCGCAGUAAUGUCAGACAAGUGCGAGCCACCAGCAUGAGUGGAGGAUAAUUAUGUUUAAUUGGCUGAUUUGGCACUUAGUGCUGACCAAUGAGUCUUAAUUGUUGGAUAGUAUAAAUGCUGAUACAAAUCAACAAUGUUUUUGCUGCAGGAGAAGAUAUGGUGAGCAACUCUUGUUUCCAGGUCACCGAAAGGCAGUGUGAGGUUUAGAAGAAAGGGCAAGGUGAUAAUGCAAGAAAUGAUGUCUUCAUUCUGACCAUUUCACAUGGUGUCAUGUUAUGUUAAGAUGAAGAGAGCUUAAGAUUUAUUUCAAACUACUGCUGCAGAUAAGAUGACUAAUCUGAACACACCACUGAACACUGCCAUUAAGCAACACAUCAUAGCCUUGUGUCCAAAAAAAUUAAAAGAAACUAUGGUACUUGCAAAUAUCAAGACAGUUGUUUUAGCAUGUACAUUGAUUAUUCACUGUCACGUCAUGGGGAUGGGUACAAACUUGUAAUUUUUUCCUAAUAUUUGGAUAAAAGAAAACGUACUUCUGUCAUAUUUUUUUCAGAGACAUGGCAUUGUGGAUUUUCCCUCCUUAAGUUAUCAAAUGAAAUGCAUUAGAUUAUAUAGUGAAAUGAUAUGUGAAAGAUUACCAUGCAUUAGGUGUUUCAAUUCGGUUCAAAUUUUUCAUACACGUGUGCCAUACAUGGAACAGGUCCAGGUAGUUCUUUAAAGUGCUGCCUUAGCACAGCUAAAGAACAGUGUAACCGAUAUAUCUCCAGGAGCUUGUGAAAUGAUUACAUAGAGACAAACAAAUCUCUGUUAAUUACACAAUCAUAACUGUUUAUUAAGUGUGUACACAAAGAAUUUUAUUGUCUGAAACAGCUGAGAACUAGAAAUACUAGAAAAAUACUUAAUCUGUCUUCAGGUUCACUUUACUUGCUUUACUAGUGGUGCUCUUUAGAUUUAUAAUAGAUGCUGUAGUUUAAAACUUGAUAAUAUGUUCUUGCCAUCAAACAAACAAGCAAUGAAGUUUGUGCUCCCUCUCACCUUUUUUGUGUAAUUUCUUACAUCAGGUUUGAGACAGUUAACUAACAACUGUGGUUUUAUGUUGUGGGGAAACAAUAUAGAAUAUAAUACAUAUGAAUAAUUGGAAAACAUGAACAUAUUAAUUUAAAUAAAUUUUCAAUACACUUUCCUGUAUAUUUUCUCAUGGAUGUUGUAAGAGUAUUUUCCUUAGAGCCAGAUACAUUUUUUCCUCCUGUGCAAAUGUAUUAUAUUUCAAAUGUGGACUUGAGUCAGUACUCUCUCUCUCUCUCUCUCUCUCUCUCUC